AUGGGCGCGCCCGGCUUCCUGGGCGCUCCAGGUUUCCCGGGAGCCCCAGGUUUCCCGGGAGCCCCAGGUUUCCCUGGAGCCCCAGGUUUCCCUGGAGCCCCAGGUUUCCCUGGAGCGCCAGGUUUCCCAGGAGCGACGGGCCUGCUGGGAGCCCACGGCGCGCUGGCAGCAGCCGGCCGCGGCUACGCGGCGCACGCCCCCGCCAACAUCGUGGUGGGGGCGGGCGGCUACGUGCUCGACGCCCCCGACGUGGCCGUCGCCAAGAGCGCCCACCUCGCGGCCGUGGCGGCCACCAGGGUGCGAGACGCCGCCGUCAACGCCGCCGACGCCUUCCACGCAGUUCCGUGCUGUUUUGUGCUGCUCUGCGCCAAGCGUUUGCGUAUGCCGGCCGCUGAUCAGGAGCAGACGCGGCUGGAUGUGCGGCGGCUUGCCUAA
This is a messenger RNA of Schistocerca americana (American grasshopper), 435 nucleotides long. Its product is annotated as austinoid biosynthesis cluster protein W-like. Lineage: Eukaryota; Metazoa; Arthropoda; Insecta; Orthoptera; Acrididae. The transcript has 2 exons. The record is from RefSeq and is a predicted model, not a curated record. The coding region runs from base 1 to 435 and encodes 144 amino acids.